CGCGGCAAGGAGGCUUUCCAACCUCCCCUCUCCUUGACGCUUGCGUUGACCGCGUUGGCCGUUUCAUGUCUCACAAAAGGAAAUUAUCCUUCGUCUCACAACAUUACAGGGCAAGGCCUCCUGCACCUGACCCAUCUUGUAAUGAUCCGCAGUCAUCUUACAACACAUCUCAAACCCACAUACCUUAUGAUCGGUGUGAUAGUUCUCCAGCCUCCCACCUUGAGCCUUCUCAGACCACGUCCACAUUGGGAGCUUCCAGCGAUUCACGGGUCUUGAAGUCCUUCCAGAAACGUGUCAUUGCACUUCCCAAGCCAUCUUACAGUGAUCCGCGGUUGCAUGCUUCGGCUUCGUUGCUCCAAGUCCCCCAGGUCCAUUUUUCCAGCUCGUGGACUCUCCCAACCCAUGAUAAUAUUCGUGAUAAGGAAUCCGCAGCAUCUUAUCCCGAGCCCCCCCAGGUUCCUGCAUUGCAAUCUUCUGGCGAUUCUCGGGAUUCGCUUUUCCAACAACAUACAAGCACACCGUUUUGGGAGGAGCCACGACUUAAUCUCAGUUCGCAGGCUCUCCAAGCCCGCGACAAUAAUUGGCAUGAUGAACCGGUGGGAUCUUAUCUAGGGCUCCCAUGGGUUGCACCUGCAUUGCAAUAUUCUGAUAGUUCUCGGGAUUUGCCCUCCCUGAAGCGUCUGAAUGCGCCGUCCCGGGGACCUCAUUCUAAUUGCGAUCAUCUCAAUCAUUUAAGCACACCUCUUUCUGAAGGGUCUUUUCCCACUACUUCCGCCCGGUCAUCCCCUGGUUAUUCGGAGCGACCUCGAUCCGCCUCCUUACCAGGGACCAUUGAAGACCUUUGUGCAGCACCCGCCAUUUCGACCCCCCACGACAACAGCGUGAAACCCCGCACACAACUAUCACACACCAGUAUAGACUUACCCGUACCUCCUUUAUCGGGGCCAGCAUCAACCAGUUGGGCUGGGGACGGAAAAAAAUCCAUUAUUGGCGUCACCAGGCUCAUUCUCCAAGCUGCGGCCCCCGCUCUCAAGCUUUCCCCGAUCCCAUUCCUGGGUUACAUUCCGGACUUACUCCUGGUGUUGCUCCAAGUUUACGAGUCUGUUGGCAGCAACAAUGAAGCCCUCAAAGGAUUGAACGAUGAGGUGCACAAUGCUUACGCCACCAUGUUACGGCCGCUCCAACUAUGGACCGGACAGAUCCCUCCAGAGGUCAUUCCUCUACUUGAAGAAUUCCACUUGGCCUUGGAAGAGCAAGUCAGGGAGAUCCGGUCGCUUGAGAGUCGAACGCCGUGGAAGAGGAUAAUCUCGGCGGGCACUAUCACACAAAGCAUCAAUGGCGUGAAGGCGUGUAUUAGUAAUGCGCUUUUCCGUUUUGCUACCGUAGCAACAACCUUAAACCUUCUUAACACAAUUCAAUCGUCGGUGGAUUAUGAACUCGGGAAACUCCCUAGAACGGAAGCUGAAUAUUUCUCCGUGAACAGCAAAUCAGAAUGCCUCCCAACUACGCGUGACAAAAUCCGUAGUUCGAUACUUGAUCAUCUCAAGGAACCCAAGAACCGAUUUGUCUGGUUACGCGGCUCCCCAGGGACAGGAAAGACCGCGAUAUCCAUAAGCACCGCUUCUGCCCUUGAUGACAAAGGCAUCCUGGCGGCUUCUUUCUUCUGGGAUAAGAAUCAGAAGGGAAAAGGACUAGAUUCGAUCGAACGGUUUCCCUCAACUCUUGCUCUUCAACUUGCAGCAUUCAACAUUGAGUACAAAUGCGCGCUCAUCAGGCAACUUCGGCAGCCCGGUUCAUUGAAAAAUAUUCGGGGUUCUACUGUAGAAAGGCAGAUGAAAGCCUGGGUUAUUGACCCGAUGAGUGGACUCAAAGAUAUCUUGACUUCAGGAAAUGACCGUUUUGUUAUCGUCUUGGAUGGACUCGAUGAAUGCGGGGAUCCAGAAGAACUCGAGUCACUGAUGAAGCUCGUACUCUUGCUUAAUGAGCUCCCUCCAACGUUCGCUAUUCUAGUUAGUUGUCGCCCCGAGUCCCAAGUUGUCUCGGCUUGGGACCAUGCGCAGGAACAGGGCCUUCUGAUUCCAUGCGAAAAUGUCGAUAAGAUUGCAGGGGGGGAGACUUUCCACACCAUCUAUUGCAUGGUAGAGGAAGGGUUCCAGGACUGUAUCAGGAAAUCGCCAUGGAAACCAUCAACGGGAGAUCUCGAGGUUUUCGCUUCGGCCUGCCGUGGAUUACCUGUCAUUGCCUCGAUUCGGAUACGUGAGGUGCGCAUUCAGACCCAAAGUGGUUCUUCUCUCAAGUUGGAGUUCGACUACUUCCGCAAUCUGAGAGAAGUACCAAGCGAUCUCAACUCGGAGUACCUGCGCAUACUACGGCGAGCCUAUAUGUCCCAUUCUCCAUGCCUUCGUCCCCACGUCGCCAAGAAUUACCGUGAAGUAGUCGGAGCACUUGUUGCUGUGGACUACUCACUUAAUGUCAAGUCGAUGUCGGAGCUUCUAGGAAUGACUAGGGAUGACCUCAUUGCAACACUAAAACCCAUCAGCUCAGUAAUUGACCUUCCCUCAAACAAUGCAAGGACAAUUUCUUUCUACCACACGACCAUGAAGGAAUUCAUUACAGGUGAUCCCAUUGGCGAGGAAAGCGAUCAAGUCUUCUUCAUUCGUGAUGUGAAGGGGUACUUCCUCGGAUUACGAUUUCUUCGACUUGUGAAUGACAUCAGCAGGCAGAAUGAGUUCAGCAUUCCCACCCAGCUUCCUUUGGGAGAUAAAAGGAAGUGGGAAGGUUUUAGGAGGAAGCGAUCUGGUGGCAAACACGUUGAAUAUGCAAUCCGAUACUUCCUCGAUCACUUGGACCCCUCACUAGUGUUCUCGCAAGAGCCGAAUGAAUUACAAAAAGAAUUUAAUGACUUGCUUACGCAGAAUGUACUCUCAUAUAUUACGAUGCAGUCUGGCAUAGCAUCCGUGCCACGAUCAUAAAUCAUAUCAGCUCACGUUCGGGGCUAUGGAUGCAUGCUACUACAAGGCGUAUUCUAAAACUGAGCGCUGUCCCUGGCAAGUCUAUCGAUCUGGUCUUCCAC
This is a messenger RNA of Cantharellus anzutake, 3073 nucleotides long. RefSeq lists its product as uncharacterized. Lineage: Eukaryota; Fungi; Basidiomycota; Agaricomycetes; Cantharellales; Hydnaceae. The record is from RefSeq and is a predicted model, not a curated record. The transcript has 7 exons. The coding region runs from base 66 to 2972 and encodes 968 amino acids.